AUGGUGCGCUUCAAAACACGCUGGCUGCUUCUUGCCAUCGAUGACAAGCCCCUUUCCGCAGCGUCGCCAUUUCCCCCUACCAGCGACAACGAUUCGACAUACGCAUCUACCUCAGUGUCAGCUCUUUCCGCUGCGCAAAAACAAGCUACGCUGGCGCAUGGUGCGGCAAAUGUUCUUACUCCGCAACUCAUCACCCGACUACUACGAGCGUCGCUUGUGUGCAACUUUGGCGAUGUGGCAGCUGGCGCAUUCGGCGGUGUGCUGACGUGCAAGUACUAUAGCACACAUACGGGCACGGCCAUCGUGCGAUGUUCGCGUGAUGCUGCCAGACUCGUGUGGGCUAGUGCAACAAUGAUUGCGCGCCCGGUAGAGAUGAAAAGUGAUGAGAGCGAGUCUUUUCCAAGUGGUGAGAAGCCAUCGCUAAGGAUUCGGGUGGUGCACUGCGGCGGUACGAUCAAAAAGGUGCAAAACAAGGCAAUCGAAUUGGAUAGGAAGCUCAUCAUGCGUCUCAGGGCAAAGCAAAAGAGACUUGCCGGCACCACAAGACAAGGGCAAUCGCCAGAAAAGGUGGUCGCUGACGCAUUGACUGCGAAUCAAUGUCUGAUUGCACUAUCGGCUCUGCCUACCGGCGAAGAUGACGAGGAUCUGGGCGAAGCACUCGAUCCCAACGUUUCCCGAUCUGAGGCUGCUGCCGCGUCAGACUCGAUCGUACCGCAAGUGGAACAUACCAUCAAGCACAAACCAAAAGCAAAAGAAGACAGCAUGGAUUUCGAGACGCAAGCUCUGCUGCAAGAGUCACGGAAACUAAUCAGCUCCAUCACCAUGUAA
This is a messenger RNA of Mycosarcoma maydis (corn smut), 828 nucleotides long. RefSeq lists its product as uncharacterized. Gene Ontology annotation, biological process: tRNA 5'-leader removal. The record is from RefSeq and is a predicted model, not a curated record. Lineage: Eukaryota; Fungi; Basidiomycota; Ustilaginomycetes; Ustilaginales. The transcript has a single exon. Bases 1 to 828 code for a protein of 275 amino acids. Gene Ontology annotation, cellular component: ribonuclease P complex.